Messenger RNA from Telopea speciosissima, 833 nucleotides. Its product is annotated as putative methyltransferase DDB_G0268948. The record is from RefSeq and is a predicted model, not a curated record. The coding region runs from base 31 to 813 and encodes 260 amino acids. The transcript is spliced from 2 exons. Gene Ontology annotation, molecular function: S-adenosylmethionine-dependent methyltransferase activity. Lineage: Eukaryota; Viridiplantae; Streptophyta; Magnoliopsida; Proteales; Proteaceae.
UCGGUGUUGGGAAAGCAAUCAAAGAGAUCGAUGGCUGUUUCUUACGAGCCGGAGACAUACGUGAACGCAAGGCCAACGUAUCCCAGCGAAUGGUACUCAAAGCUUGCGGCGCUUACCCCUAAUCGGACCUUGGCUUGGGAUGCCGGCACCGGCAAUGGCCAAGCAGCAAUUGGGGUUGCUGAGCACUAUGAACAAGUAAUUGCAACUGAUGUCAGUGAAGGCCAAAUAAAGCAUGCAAUACCACACCCAAAGGUUCGUUAUGUUCAUACCCCACUCUCCAUGUCUGAAGAUGAAUUGGUAUCACUGAUAGGAGGUGAAGGGUCAGUUGAUCUGGUCACUGUGGCUGAAGCUAUACAUUGGUUUGAUCUACGAAGGUUUUAUUCUCUUGUUAAUCGCGUAUUAAAAAAACCCGAAGGUAUAAUCGCUGUUUGGGGUUACAAGAACUUCACCAUAAAUCCGGUUUUCGAUUCAAUCAUGAAUCGUUUCAUUGAGACUGCUAGUCCUUUCUUCAAUCGAAACAUUCUUUACAUAAAAGAUUCCUAUGCCACACUUCCUUUUCCAUUCGAAAAUGUCGGUAUCGGAUCAGAAGGUAAUCCAUUGAUGCUUGAUUUAUCUCAAGAGUUGUCAUUUGAAGGGGUAUUGAACUGGUUAAGCUCAUGGUCUGCAGUCAAUACAGCUAAAGAACUUGGUGUUGAUUUGUUAACUGAAGUUGUGGUUAAAGAGUUUGAGAGUGCAUGGGGUAGUGAUCAGUCUAAUUUGACAAGAACAGUGAACCGCAAGGCUUUUAUGAUUGCAGGAAAACCAAGGAUUUAAGCCAAGCCCACUACUUGAAU